GAUGGCCCGGACGGUCCGCGGCCGUCGUUACCGACAGUGCCCCACUGCUACUCUUCAACGUCCGUGUCCCGGCCCACGACAUUCACGGAUCCUGAUCCCCAGGAUGACAUUUGAGGGCCGAUUGGAUGAACUGUUCGAUCAAGAGGAGCAAGAGGAAAUGGAGGAGUCCCAGGCACUUGGCUGUAUCGAGGUUGCAGGCGGGUAACUAUAGCAAUUGAACCAGUUUCGUCGCAGAUCACGGAGUAGUUUGAUGAAAAAACAAAUGAUGCAGGUCGUGGUGGAUCACACGAAUGUAGUGAGCCUUCGCGAGAUGCAAGGCUAUCG
Messenger RNA from Parathielavia appendiculata, 324 nucleotides. RefSeq lists its product as uncharacterized. The transcript is spliced from 2 exons. Lineage: Eukaryota; Fungi; Ascomycota; Sordariomycetes; Sordariales; Chaetomiaceae. The annotation marks the transcript as partial. The record is from RefSeq and is a predicted model, not a curated record.